AUGUCGCAGCGUUCGCGAAAACUUCAGCGUGCUUCGAAAGCCUGUGACUUCUGCAAUCGACGUAGCAUCAAAUGCAAUAAGAACAACGGCCCUCUCGCUCCCUGUCAGAACUGCGAGGACUUCGGUGUACGAUGCACAUAUGAUCGUCCUACCAAGCGACGAGGCGCCCGAAAAGAUGCCAGUCCUGCGGGUAGCCAGCCCAUACUACCCGCCGCCUCGGGUGAUGGCGCUGGAUCAUCUUCCUCUCGUCCAGCUCGUCAAGACUCUCUCUUUCGAUCUCAUUUAGCUGACCCGUCAUGGGAUAUGUUGAAUCCCGCAUGUACUGUAGCCGUCACAAGUGGUAAUGAUGGCAUUCUACCGAAUUCUUGGAAAGCAUUUGCUAUUGCUUGUCAGAGCACCAUUAUGGAUCUCGCCCAGGUCUAUUUCGAGAUCGUAUAUCCCAUAUUUCCUUUAUUUCAUCGAUCCUCGUUCCUGAAGCAACUCGAGAACAGCGAGCACCUUCAGGACCAGGGGUUAUUCGCUUCUACAAUGGCCAUGUGUGCUCUGGCGUCUGCGCGGGCUCGCGAUGGAGCCUUAUAUUCGAACCGCUGGAACCUCUCCCAGCUGGCAAAUCCUCCUUCCGAAGUCUUUUUGGCAGCGGCAAAGGAAUCUAUUCCUCGAGAUCUGGCAGCCGCUAAAGGAACGGAAUACAUGAGAGCAUGCGCCAUUCUUAGUAUUGCCAGCAUCCAGAAUGGUCAGAUUCACUCCAUGCAACAGUAUUCUGGAAUCUACCAUACUUUAAGUGGAAUGGAAGGGCUGUACGAUGAGAGGCUAUGGCCCAGAGACUUAAACCAUAAGAUUGUUGAGGUUCGGCGGAGAAUGUUCUGGUCCAUGUAUACUUUAGAUGUAUAUUCAUCCAUUGUGUGGGGUGGAGUUAUACGCUACCGAGAAGCCCAGUCGAAUGUACGUUACCCUGGUGAGCUGGACGACGACUCUUUCUCCGACAAUAGUCACGCUAUUUCGCCAACGGCUGUGAGCCAUGGUGAUGUUCAUGGUGGAAAUGAGAAGCUGGCUAAUUGGAUGCUGGGUUGGAACUUCACCACCGACCUCUAUAGAAUUCUCGAACAUGCUGUUGAUUGCCAGCGACGACGCUCGCCCCCAAACAACGGGACGGCGGAUUUCUGGUCUUUAUUCUUCCCAACUCAGAAGGCGGGAUCAUCGGUAAUGAAGCAGGUGCUAGCAAUGUACUCUGAACUGCCUUCUCAGUUUCGAGAAAUCCGGCCAGUUACUGGCGAUCCAACUUACGAUAUUGUCGGCUUCCAGUCGGCCAACAUACAGGCUACACUUCAGCUUCUGCGCAUGGUCAUUUCCUCAAACGAAGAACAAGGCGUGGAUGAAAAAUGUGACGUCGCAGGUCAAGUGCUAAGCGUGUUUUCCAAAGUGCCGGUUGAAUAUCUGAAAGCCAUCAGUUCCCCGUUGCUACAUCACUUGGGCGGCAUUGGCUAUAUGCUCGGAUCGGUUAUGGAAGGAAGGCUGUCAGGGUCAUCCUAUCAACGGGUCCGCGCGCUUCUAUUGGAGAUGGCCGAGCUUCUCCAUCGGUUGGAAUCAGGGCUACGCCGCUCUACCGGUACCAGCGAACGUCUGAAGGCGCAGGUAGGUCGAAUUGACGAGUACAUGCGCACCCAGGGAUGUUCCAACUUCCUUCCUGGUCUACAGCAAAUACCUAUCUCUGAGGUGGACGACAUCCAAGGCCGUUUUGACUUGUCAGUAAAUCACCAAAACAACAUUGAGUCAACAGCUGCAGCCCCAACUGGGUUUGACGACCAACUAUCCCAGUUUCAAUUACCACCGGAGCUACUGGAAGACUGGCCUUGGUCACUUGAUUCUAAUUUAGCGGACGGCGUGUUCCCAAUGACCUUUAUUAAUUGA
Paecilomyces variotii is the source of this 1908-nucleotide messenger RNA. RefSeq names its product putative Zn(II)2Cys6 transcription factor. The record is from RefSeq and is a predicted model, not a curated record. Gene Ontology annotation, biological process: regulation of DNA-templated transcription; DNA-templated transcription. NCBI's taxonomy places the organism in Eukaryota, Fungi, Ascomycota, Eurotiomycetes, Eurotiales, Thermoascaceae. The transcript has 6 exons. Gene Ontology annotation, molecular function: zinc ion binding; DNA binding; DNA-binding transcription factor activity, RNA polymerase II-specific. Bases 1 to 1908 code for a protein of 635 amino acids.